AUGCACCUGCUCUCACCGGCAGCACCUGCUCUCACCGGCAGCGAGGCGGGAGCGCGAGGCGAUCUCGGCGAGGACGAGCUGCAUGUUGGACUCGGCGGUGGCCACCAGCAGCACCAGCUCGCGCUCCUGCCUCGCCCGCUCAGCGCCCUCGCCCACAUGCGGCGUUCCUUCGCCACCCGCUGCAGCCCGCCUCCCCUCGGGCUGCCUCCCCUCGGCCCGCCUCCCCUCGGCCCGCCUCCCCUCGGGCUGCCUCCCCUCGGGCUGCCUCCCCUCGGCCCACCUCCCCUCGGCCCGCCUCCCCUCGGCCCGCCUCCCCUCGGGCUGCCUCCCCUCGGGCUGCCUCCCCUCGGGCUGCCUCCCCUCGGGCUGCCUCCCCUCGGGCUGCCUCCCCUCGGGCUGCCUCCCCUCGGGCUGCCUCCCCUCGGGCUGCCUCCCCUCGGGCUGCCUCCCCUCGGGCUGCCUCCCCUCGGGCUGCCUCCCCUCGGGCUGCCUCCCCUCGGGCUGCCUCCCCUCGGGCUGCCUCCCCUCGGGCUGCCUCCCCUCGGGCUGCCUCCCCUCGGGCUGCCUCCCCUCGGGCUGCCUCCCCUCGGGCUGCCUCCCCUCGGGCUGCCUCCCCUCGGGCUGCCUCCCCUCGGGCUGCCUCCCCUCGGGCUGCCUCCCCUCGGGCUGCCUCCGCGCGGGCUGCCUCCCCUCGGGCUCCUGGCGCGGGGACCUGCCAGAUGGCGCUGUGAUGCGGCUGACGCUGACGGCUGGCAGGCGCCUCGACGGCCAUCCGACGUGGCGAGGCAGCAGCGAGUGGAGCAAUACGUUGUAGCUGUGGGAUCGCGCUACGAUGGCAACACGGUGGGCGGGGGUGGCGCGCGUGGCUCGGAGCGGAGUGACGUUCAUUCUCUAGACGGCGAGGUCGCGUCCCGCAUGGCGCACGACGCGACGCGGGGGUGGACGGCGACGAGCUACCGCCGCGGGGUACCGCCGCACAGCAAUUCGACUAAAGCGCUGGCGACGCAUGCUCGCAAUGCGAGGGGGAAUGCUUCUCUCGUGGAGACAAAGGAAAACGGAAGCGAUGGGCCUCACCUCCUCGGGCGGUCGCGUCCGCCAUGA
This is a messenger RNA of Closterium sp. Yama58-4, 1101 nucleotides long. NCBI's taxonomy places the organism in Eukaryota, Viridiplantae, Streptophyta, Zygnematophyceae, Desmidiales, Closteriaceae. The record is from the annotation of a GenBank genome assembly.